This is a messenger RNA of Nerophis ophidion (straightnose pipefish), 3046 nucleotides long. It is a transcript of the gene tnpo2b, whose product is annotated as transportin 2b. Gene Ontology annotation, molecular function: nuclear import signal receptor activity; small GTPase binding. Bases 212 to 2881 code for a protein of 889 amino acids. The transcript is spliced from 24 exons. Gene Ontology annotation, cellular component: cytoplasm; nucleus. The record is from RefSeq and is a predicted model, not a curated record. NCBI's taxonomy places the organism in Eukaryota, Metazoa, Chordata, Actinopteri, Syngnathiformes, Syngnathidae. Gene Ontology annotation, biological process: protein import into nucleus.
UCUUCCUGCUGAUCACCGGCUUGAUAGCCAGGCAUGCACUCUGUGUCACACAAGCAGCGAGCAGCACAGCCCUCAGUCACAUCUCAAGAGACCCGAAGUUGGUUGUCAGUCCCAACAAAUCUCACUUGUGCUCGCUUAAUGUCCGUCGUUCCAGCAUAGCCACGGAACUGCCAAGGGAAAAGCUACGUUUUGACACAUCGGAGCGAGCAGGAUGGAGUGGCAACCAGAUGAACAAGGUCUGCAGCAAGUGCUCCAGCUACUCAAGGACUCCCAGUCUCCAGACACAGCCACACAGAGAGCUGUGCAAGAAAAAUUGGAGCAACUUAACCAAUUUCCAGAUUUCAACAACUAUCUCAUCUUUGUCCUGACAAGCCUCAAAUCUGAGGACGAGCCCACUCGAUCUCUCAGUGGCCUGAUACUGAAGAACAAUGUAAAGGCUCACUACCAGAACUUCCCUCCCAAUGUGGCUGACUUUAUCAAACGAGAAUGCCUCAACAACAUCGGAGACCCUUCGCCCCUUAUCAGAGCUACAAUUGGUAUCCUGAUCACUACCAUUGCCUCCAAAGGCGAGCUGCAGACCUGGCCUGAACUGUUGCCGCAGCUGUGCAAUUUACUGAACUCGGAGGACUACAACACUUGUGAGGGGUCUUUCGGAGCUUUGCAGAAGAUCUGUGAAGACUCGUCAGAGUUGUUGGAGAGUGAUGCACUGAACAGGCCACUCAACAUCAUGAUUCCCAAGUUCCUGCAGUUUUUUAAGCACUGCAGCCCAAAGAUCAGGUCCCACGCUAUUGCAUGCGUGAACCAGUUCAUAAUUGGUCGAGCUCAGGCUCUGAUGGAUAUUAUUGACACUUUCAUUGAGAGUCUCUUUGCACUGGCAGGUGAUGAGGACAGUGAGGUGCGCAAGAAUGUCUGCCGGGCCCUAGUAAUGCUGCUGGAAGUCCGCAUUGACCGCCUCAUCCCGCACAUGCACAGCAUCAUCCAGUACAUGCUGCAGCGGACCCAAGACCCAGAUGAGAAUGUGGCUUUGGAGGCCUGUGAGUUCUGGCUGACUUUGGCUGAACAGCCCAUCUGUAAAGAGGCCCUGUCUGGCCACUUGCUCCAACUCAUCCCAAUAUUGGUGAAUGGGAUGAAAUACUCUGAGAUUGAUAUAAUUCUUCUUAAGGGUGACGUAGAGGAGGAUGAAGCAGUUCCAGACAGCGAGCAAGACAUCAAACCUCGCUUCCACAAGUCCCGCACGGUCACUCUGCAGCACGAAGGAGGGGAUGGGGAGGAGGGCGAGGAUAUUGACGAUGAUGAUGACGAUGAUGACGAUACUCUGUCUGACUGGAACCUACGGAAAUGUUCUGCUGCGGCGCUGGAUGUUCUAGCCAAUGUGUUUCGAGAGGAGCUGCUUCCUCAUCUCCUUCCCCUGCUGAAAGGCCUGCUCUUCCACCCGGACUGGGUCAUCAAAGAGUCUGGUAUCCUGGUCUUGGGGGCCAUAGCUGAGGGAUGCAUGCAGGGUAUGGUACCUUACUUGCCUGAGCUCAUCCCCCACCUCAUCCAGUGUCUAUGUGACAAAAAGGCCCUCGUUCGUUCCAUCGCCUGCUGGACCCUCAGCCGUUACGCUCAUUGGGUGGUCAGCCAGCCCCCGGACGCACACCUGAAGCCUCUUAUGACAGAGCUUCUCAAACGGAUCCUGGAUGGCAACAAGAGGGUACAGGAAGCAGCCUGCAGUGCUUUUGCCACCCUGGAGGAAGAGGCGUGCACAGAGUUGGUACCUUACUUAAGCUUCAUCUUGGACACGUUGGUGUUUGCUUUUGGGAAGUACCAGCACAAGAACCUGCUCAUCCUUUAUGAUGCCAUAGGAACACUGGCAGACUCUGUGGGACACCAUCUGAACCAGCCUGAGUACAUCCAGAAGUUGAUGCCUCCGCUGAUCUCAAAGUGGAAUGAGUUGAAGGAUGAAGAUAAAGAUCUAUUCCCAUUGCUUGAAUGUCUGUCAUCUGUAGCUACAGCUCUGCAGAGUGGCUUCCUCCCCUACUGUGAGCCCGUCUACCAGCGUUGUGUCACUCUUGUCCAGAAGACUCUGGCACAAGCCAUGAUGUACAGUCAGCAGCCAGAUCAGUAUGAGGCACCUGACAAAGACUUCAUGAUCGUGGCUCUGGAUCUCCUGAGCGGCCUGGCUGAGGGACUGGGCGGUCAUGUGGACACGCUUGUAUCUCGCAGCAACAUCAUGACUCUGCUCUUCCAGUGCAUGCAGGAUACAAUGCCCGAAGUAAGACAGAGUUCUUUUGCCCUACUCGGUGACUUGACCAAGGCUUGCUUCCCUCAUGUCAAACCAUGCAUUGCUGAAUUCAUGCCUAUUUUAGGAACCAAUCUGAACCCAGAGUUCAUCUCUGUCUGCAACAAUGCGACCUGGGCCAUCGGAGAGAUCUGUAUGCAGAUGGGUGUAGAGAUGCAACCGUACAUUGCUAUGGUCCUGAGCCAGUUGGUUGAAAUCAUAAAUCGACCAAACACCCCUAAGACCCUACUGGAGAACACAGCAAUCACCAUUGGACGACUUGGCUACGUGUGUCCCCAGGAAGUCGCACCCAUGCUGCCACAGUUUAUCCGACCUUGGUGUACAUCACUGCGCAACAUUCGAGACAACGAGGAGAAAGACUCUGCGUUCCGUGGGAUUUGCAUGAUGAUUGGCGUGAACCCUGGCGGUGUAGUGCAGGACUUCAUCUUCUUCUGUGACGCAGUCGCUUCUUGGGUGAACCCCAAAGAUGAUCUGAGAGAUAUGUUCUACAAGAUCUUGCAUGGUUUCAAGGAGCAGGUUGGAGAGGAGAACUGGCAGCAGUUCUCAGAGCAGUUCCCCCCCCUGCUAAAGGAACGACUGGCAGCCUGCUAUGGUGUUUAAAGCCUCCACAUGCAUCCAAGAGGCGAGCCAGCAGGAGGAGGGUGAUUGGGAAACUCAUCCAUCUGUGUAUUGCACUGCCCUGAUCUGGGGGGAGGGAGAGGGACGCUAUUAGCCGCUCCCCCGCAUGGACGGCCCCCACGCCCUUAUGUGUUUGUCCAUAGAGGG